UUAACUAAUUAAAACUCCUACAUUUUUAAAUUCAUGCAUAUAAAUUACAUAACCUAUAUAAAGCACAAUAUCUACCACAAAAAAUGAAACAACAAUCCAUUACACCCCUAAAAAAUACAUAAUUUUUUCUUGUAAUUAUUAUUUAUAUAGUCAUUUUAAUAUAAGUUGAUUGUAAAAAUGGAGAAUGGAAAGAAGAGAAUGGCUUUGCUAGUAGGAUGCAACUAUCCAAACACACAAUAUUCAUUGCAUGGUUGCAUCAACGACGUUGUUUCGAUGCAAGAGCUCCUCAUGGAACGAUUAGGGUUCGAUAAAAGCUCGAUCGAGCUCCUAGUAGAUGAAGGUCCAUGGUCUAAAGCAUUGCCAACCGGUGUUAACAUAAAGAAUGCACUAAACAAGAUGAUUGAUGAAACCGAAGAAGGGGAUGUCCUGUUUUUCCAUUAUAGUGGGCAUGGUACACUAGUCCCUUCUAAGCAUCAUCUUAAUAAAAAGGAGGAAGCAAUUGUUCCUUGUGAUUUCAACCUUAUUACAGAUGUGGACUUUAGACAACUAGUGAAUGGGCUACCAAAAGGAGCAAGUUUCACAAUCCUCUCAGAUUCAUGCCAUAGUGGAGGCCUCAUUGAUAAAGAGAAAGAGCAAAUUGGGCCCAAUACCUUAUCUCCUACAUCACAACUAAGCAAUAACUUGGGCCCAAAACACUCCAAGCCCAAAAAAAUCCCAAUUGAAUCAAUGUUGAACCACUUAGCCUCUCUUACAAACAUGGUUGAGUCUGAAAUAGGGGAACACCUAACCACCCUCUUUGGUGAUGACGCGAGCCUAAGGUUCUGUCUUCCGGAACUAGACCAAGAUAAGUUGUUUGGACCUCAUAGGCCGGACUCCGGUAUCUUGUUGAGUGGGUGCCAGACCAAUGAGACCUCAGCGGACAUGCCUCCUAUGGGGUCCAAUGGAAAGGCCCAUGGGGCCUUCACGUAUGCUGUUCAAUCCGUGUUCAAAGCCCAACAAGGCCCACUUAGUAAUAGAGAGGUGGUGAUGUUGUCUAGGGAGGUGCUUGAGCAAGAAGGGCUUGAGGGGCAGCAUCCUUGCUUGUAUUGUAGUGAUGAGAAUGCUGAUGCACCCUUCUUGAUGUGGGAUGAUGCACAAAGCAAAAUUGACCUAUAAUUAUCAUUUGAUUUGUAUUGAAUCAAUAAAUCUCAUAAUCAAUUGUGUUUCCUUUAAUGCAUAGUUCAAGUGAAUCGAAAAACAAUUAAAUAUGUUUUAUUAUCUUCUAAUAACUUGUUUGAUAGCUAGCCAGUAAUAAAUAACCGUAACAAUAGCAUAUUGGUUUGUAAUUUGUUUUUCAAGUUGUGUGACGUAUGGAUUGCAUCGUAAUAGACAU
This is a messenger RNA of Chenopodium quinoa (quinoa), 1372 nucleotides long. Its product is annotated as metacaspase-9-like. Gene Ontology annotation, biological process: proteolysis. NCBI's taxonomy places the organism in Eukaryota, Viridiplantae, Streptophyta, Magnoliopsida, Caryophyllales, Amaranthaceae. The transcript has 2 exons. The coding region runs from base 178 to 1155 and encodes 325 amino acids. Gene Ontology annotation, molecular function: cysteine-type endopeptidase activity. The record is from RefSeq and is a predicted model, not a curated record.